Messenger RNA from Tachyglossus aculeatus (Australian echidna), 5285 nucleotides. Its product is annotated as acrosomal protein KIAA1210-like. NCBI's taxonomy places the organism in Eukaryota, Metazoa, Chordata, Mammalia, Monotremata, Tachyglossidae. The transcript is spliced from 14 exons. The record is from RefSeq and is a predicted model, not a curated record. The coding region runs from base 1 to 3288 and encodes 1095 amino acids.
AUGCCACCCCCCACCCUCCUCCUUGACCGCCUCCCUCCGGCUGCGACCGAGAGGGCCGGGGGCUGCGGGCGGGGGGCUGCGGGCCGGGGCCAGGGGCUCCCAGCCAUCGCCCCUCCCGCUCCUCCUGGGGGGUCCGGGGCGGGGACGGGGAGCGCAGCGCCAGCCGGAGGACCGGAGGGAGGAGGAGGCGGUGGCUUGGGGCGGGUGGGAAAGGGAGCCAAGGGAGGGUCCAGCCCCCGGCGCCCCCCGAAUGCUGCAAGGCGACAGCUGCCGGCCCUGCCGCCCAUCCUCCCCGCUCCUGCCCCCGCACAUCGCCUGCCCGAGGCCCCCAGCCCCGGGCUCCCGCUGGACCGCGCAUCUCCCCUCACCCGGCCUCGCCCGCAGAACGCCCUUUUGCUCUUGGCCAGUGACUAUAUCAUGGCAACAGGACCGGCAGAUGUCACCCGAGGCUCUGGUGCAGAGGAAACAAGUGAAGAGGGCUCAGGAAAGAAGAAGUCCAGAUUUCAGACUUUCAAGAACUUUUUUGCCAAAAAGAAGAGGAAAGAGCCUCUUGUUCCCCACGGGGAGAGUAAUUUAAAACCCAGCCAGUCCAGCAGCGAUGUUAACAACCCGCCUCUCAAUACUAUUGCGUUUCAUUCGCCGGCUGAGCCUGGGUCCAAAGCCAUCAUGGGGAACAAAGCGCUGUCACAUGACAGCGUCUUCAUUUUGGAAUCUGGCUCAGAAAACCUUGCUGGUGACCAGACCUCUCAAGAAAAUCUUUCUGGAAAAGUGAAAGCUUUACAGCUCCAGCUCCAGCAGAACAUCCGACUUGGGUCCCCCCCGCUGGUCAUCACUGGCAGGAGAUCAGAGGAUACAGGAGCAGUUUCAGAGGAUGAUGGGUUACCCAGAAGUCCUCCCGAAAUCUCCACCCUUCAUGAAGUCUUAACUUGCUCAUCAAGUAAGUCCUCCAACCCUGUUCAGCGCCAUAGCUCUUUGAGUUUAGGUGGAACAGACAGUGAAGAUGAACAGAUUUCCUCUGACACUUCCUCCAGGCCAAUCAGCCCUUUGUCCGCACCCGGGAUGCCUGCAUCUCCUGCCAGUUUGCUUGCAGUAGAUUUCAACACUCCGGCCAGCCCAUUCGCCUGCUUGGAUACCUCAGCCGCUCGGCACAAGAUCGCAUUAAACCCUCGGAAACAAAGAUCCUUGGCCAGUAGGAGUCAACAAAUGUCUGUGGAUCCACAGGAAAAGGAACCAAGUCUUCCUGUGAUUGCAGAAGGAGAGAACAUCACAACUAAACUACUGGGCUCUGACCAAAGUAUCCAAGACUUGGAAGGUUCGUCAGUCCAGGAACAUAGCAGUGUAACCGAGAUUCGUGCUGAGAAGACGUCAGGCCCAGAUAAUAACAUGGAUGCAACAGCAAGCCAGGGCAACCAGGCUUCUGCUACUUGGGAAGCUGACUGUGUACUAGGGGAAGCCAAUGUUUCAAGGACAGAUGAUGCAGACAGUGAAACUGCCCCCUGUCCAAAGAGGCAGAGGGACCAAGCAGCUUGUUCUCCUUCUGAAAUGGCCAGGGAAUGCAAACUCCAACCUCCGAGCCCUACGCAAAAAGAUGUUGAGCUUCUCAUGUCUCCACAAAUGGAAAUAGAUGGGUCCGGGGAGACGUCAUCACAUUGGCUUAGUGUGGAGAAGGGGGAUGCAGAUAGUUCUUUAGAAGCUGGUUGGGUGUUGUUAUCCAAACCCAGGGCUGGAGCCCUGAAGGAGCCCAUUGGCAGUACCAGGGUACCAUUAAAGGUGGGACUAUCUUUAGGUCACAAAAACAGCUGCAACCCCGCUCUUCCAGGCAUCUCACAGGUUGUGUUGCCACAUUCGGAGAUUGCGCCUCGGGCAGAGAAACCGGCAGCAGAAUGUGCCGCCUGGAGACAGCCUGGAAAUCCACGGGUCACCAGGGAAGAUGCGGAAGUGUCAGCAGUGUUGGAGGCACAGGUGAUGGGAAGCACCUCGACCCAGCAAAAAGGCCCAACCCCUCCACCCCCCGGGGUGAGUGGCCGGCUCCCUUCCAGGAGACUGUCCGAAGAGCUGCGCCACAAAAGGGAAUUGCCACGCCUAUUCCCCAAACCCGGCCGGGAGGACCUGCCUCUCGCCUCCACUCCCGAGUCCUCGGACAAGCCUGUGAUGAGGUGCCAGAUCUCCUCACGUUCGGCAGAUGCUGCUUCAGAGCAGCUUGUUGGGGCAGGCGAUGAGGGCCCAUCUCCAUCAGAUUGUCUGGUCUCUCAGGUGCAAGCCAGGAAACUCGACCAGGGUCCCGAAGAUCCUACCAAGAGCCCCCUGCCAUCAGCUACGAAGCCAGUGAGAUUCACCAUUGCCCCUGCCUGGCAGAGGACCAUUUCGGGGGGCACUGCCUCGAAGGAAGAAUCCUGCAUUGGAAACUGCCCAUCUCCUAUAAAACCAGAAUCAUUUGAAGGAACAGCCCGGGAAAAUGCCCCGCUCGACAGUUCAACGAGUGAACCUGCUAAAACCAACCCGGAAGGUUCUGGGGGUGGUGAAAGAAAUAAUGGCAGCUGCCCCAGUUCCCCCACUGAGUGGGCUGAUUUUGAAAACCCGUUUGGUGUCAAACUGAGAAGAACCUCUUCCUCAAGGACGUAUGGUGGUGAAAAACACAGAGACUCUCCUAAGCUGGUGUCGUUCCCCAUCUCCCCAGCUUCCUCGGCCUCAGUGAGGGAGGAUCCGAAUCCCAGUGGGACUGGAAGAACCCCGCAGAGACUCCCAGCCAGCACCAAAUGCCUCUCUAAAAAGUCAGACUCAGAGGAGGAAACCAACUCUACAACUAAAGCUGGGGACAUGACAAAGAAGCAAGACAUCAGCAAGCCCUCAGAAAAGGUUCCUAAUCCUCCUUGGGAAAUGGCAUCCUCUGAACCUGCUUGGAUCACUGUGGCAAAGCUAAAGCAGAAAGGUUUCCAGGGCCGUCCUCUUGCUAAAGGGCAUCACCCCGAGGACAGAGCUGUGCCGGACACUGAGAAUGAGGAGACAGUAAACUAUGCAAGUGAAAACCAAUCAAGAAAGAACUCAGUGUCCAGCUUAUGUAAGGAGGACAAGACAGCCCACAUGAAGAUUGCCAUUUCCUCCAUAACAGUCAUUCCAGUUGAGCCUGGAGUUCAGGAGAUAUCAUCUCAGGCUUCGGCCAUUGAAAAGGAAAUGAGACAAUCCUCAGCUCUUCCGGUCUUGCCACGUGGUCCCAUGGAACCGCCCUGGCUCUCCCUGGCCAAGAAAAAAGCCAAAGCUUGGAGUGAGAUGCCUCAGAUUGUGCAGUAACUGAUCAGCCGAGGGACUGGUUUUUGUAUUGCCAAGUGCUGUAUUAAUUCCGUGUAGUGGUUUCUUUUCUGUGAUCAUUCUGUGCAAUGACAGAGCCUUCGAAACAUUGGAAAAACAGAAAAACGGAAUGCCACCGAAUGUUAAACUGGAGUAAAAGCCAGCACCCAGACUCAGCAUUUCACCUAUAAAAUGAUAGAAAAACCUAUUUUGUCUGAUAGAGACUUUCUAAACUUUUGAUUUAGGACAACUGUGCUUUAGAAGACGGAAGAAGUUUUUGGAACAAAACUAGGGGAAACAAAAGUCCAUUAUUUAUCUUCCCGGACUGCAGUGCAGUAUUUCAGUUAAGAUUUUCCAGGUGACUUGGUUUCUGGCAAUGGCAUUAUUGCUUGUGAGCCACGUGAAGCUCAGCAUAGCUUUCACAGCUCUCCCAAAUUGGUAAGGGGGCCUGAGAAUUAUUCUCAUUUUAUUGCUAUAAGUCCCACCUCAUGGUAGUAGUUAUACGCAGCAAACACGACAUUUCUUGGGGAAUAUCGUACUCCUUGGAUAAUUAGUCCAUCAGCCUUUGGCCUUGGGCCCGAAGUCAUCACCUGAGACCUUUUGUAAUAGCCGAGAAAUGCACUGCCCGUCAUAUCCUGUUGUUUCAGUAGUUAGGAUCUUGUGAAAAAUUGAGGUUACAGAGAUGCCAAAAGCUAUACUUUCGAUUUCUGAAGAACGACAAGUUCCUUUCUCCUCCUCUCUCCCUGGAACAUAAAGAAAUAGCUUGUGUGGUUUGAAAAAUUUUGUUGACACUGAGAAGGAAGUCAAUGUCAACAGAAAGCCAAAUCCCCCGACCCCAACCCCCAUCCUGGCCUUUUUCUGUCUUUUAAUAAUGAAGAACACUCUGGUGCUCAGGCUUGAAACCCAGUAGCUCUUCUAUUCCUGCUCCCUUUCUUUUAGCAACACUUGCUAAAAUGUUUGGCUCCAACAUUGUUAUGAAAACCAUAGGCAAAAAAAUUUGCCUGCAGCCUACUCUGUUGAUCUCUGCCUACUUCUUUAUUGCCCAUGGAUGGGUAUUCAUAUGAGAAACAAUUUUUCUCACUAAUGAGCUAGGUUUGUUACUGGGAAAUUUUUAUUUUAGAGAAAUAACCCAAAUGAACCAACUCUCCUCCUGUCUCUGACCCAUUCCAUUCUCUGCUCCCCCAAAUAAAACACAUACGCACAAAUUUGGACUGAGUUGACAUCCUUUUAUGAUGUUGAGUGUUUCCUCACAUACUAGUGAAAAAUUCCCUUUGGUUUGCUAAAAAGCAGAGCUAAAUAAAUAACUUCAGGGGACCAGUAUUAAUUUACUGGCUUAAGUAUCCACCACGCAGGUCUAUGGUGUUUUUAAAGAACAUAUAUGUCCAUAGUGGUACUAAAUACUGACUAAGCACAUGGAAUCUCAUAUAUGAGGUAUUCAUUCCUUUGAGUCUUGAUUUCAGAUCGGGAUUCCUCACAGAUAGGGAUAGGACUGCUUUAUUACCAUUUAUUUGGUAAUGAAGACUGAGUUUCACUAAUUCAUUAGUCUGUUGGAGGAGAUUACUAAAAUGAUCUGUACAGCAGUUUGGGGCUUUGCUUGAAAAUCAUUUAUGUGACAAUAUAUAAAGAUGUGAAAACUGGUCCUUCUCCAUGUAAAAUCUGCACUUUUCAUAUACACUGCAACUUAACCUUUUUUCUUGUUUUGUUUAGUUUCCGAUACCUUUCCUGGCUACUCAGAUCUGUGUUUUGGUUUAGGUGUUUUGGCCCCUACCUUUACUUUUUCAUUCCAUUUGUAUAUAUUGUGAAUGUGAUUCUAGCUUUGGAGAAUCUGUUUACAUUUACUUUCCCACAGUUUGUUUACUAUUCAAUGUUGUGCUGAUGAUGAGGGAGUCACAGAGUUUCCUGGAGGUCUGAAAAUGUCUAACACCAGCUUCCGGGUCCCUUAUUGCAUCCUCAAAAAAUGCUGUGUAAAAUAGAUCUAAUAAAACCGAGCUUCUCGUGUA